Anthostomella pinea is the source of this 2796-nucleotide messenger RNA. The record is from the annotation of a GenBank genome assembly. NCBI's taxonomy places the organism in Eukaryota, Fungi, Ascomycota, Sordariomycetes, Xylariales, Xylariaceae.
AUGAGCCAGGAUUACUUCCCAUCCGCGUCCAAGGGCAAGGCUCCGGCCGCCGCCAGUGGACAGGACGACAACCAAGCUGACACCCAACCUCCAUCGACAUCAGCGCGGCCAGCUUAUAUGACCGUUGGCACCGGCUCGACGUCGCAACAUGCUACGCGACUGCAGUCUAUUCUUGACAACGAUUCGGGCUAUGGUGGAAGCAUAGCGGGUGACGAAGCUGCUUUGUCAAAGCUGCCUCUAGGCUCGUCCCGGACCGAUCCCUCCUUGUCAGCAGACAUGCCGUUGAACCGUCGACCUACUGGGAACCCCGAGACGGAUCAACGGAACCAGCUCGCAGCCAUAUCUCAACUAUGGUACAAUCAGCAGCGAGUCGCCCUUGGGCGCUCCAUCAACAGGGUACUCGAGCUUCUUGAGGGCCUCCAAGAGAUGAACGUCACCUGGCCGGCGCAUUACCCGUCUGUCCAACGAGCCGACGCCACGAGCAACGGAAGGCGGCCGUCGUCGUCUUCUUCGUCGCGACCGGUCCUUCAACACGCCUUCUCUAUGGCACCUGGCGAGCCGUCGAUUCCACAUGGCCAUCCUGCACACCUGCGGCGAACCAUGACGAACUUCGUCGACCAUGAAGCCGCUGCCGCCGAAUCGAGCAAAGACGCUGAGAGCAAAGUUGCCGCCGACGCCCCUAGACUCGUCACCCCCCAGAUUGCUCAGGAAUUCUCCGUAUUGAAGCUAGAUCUUAAACUAGGCGCUUUGCAUCAGACCGAGCUUGUCCACUCCCUCGAAAAAGGUUCGGUCGCAUCCUUGCUCGACGGCAAGAUUCGCACGAGCAUGAAACAUCUGGCUUCACUCAGGGAACGAAUCGAUGACACUGCCAGCAAGGUUUUAGUGACGGGAGACUUGAAUGCGGGCAAAUCGACAUUCUGCAAUGCUCUGUUGCGACGCAAAGUUCUACCUGAAGACCAGCAACCAUGUACGAGCAUAUUCUGCGAGGUGUUGGAUGCUAGGGAAAAUGGCGGCAUCGAGGAAGUCCACGCUGUUCACAUGGAUGCCGUCUACAACAGGCAUGAUGAAUCGACAUACGACGUUUUCCCCAUGAAGGAUCUGGAAAAGAUCGUCAUCGACAAUACUACCUACAUGCAGUGCAAGGUCUACGUGAAGGAUGUCCGCAGUAUCGAUGAGUCAUUACUCAACAACGGAGUGGUGGACAUUGCGCUCAUCGACGCGCCGGGCCUCAACUCGGAUACGACUAAGACGACCGCCAUAUUUGCGCGGCAGGAAGAAAUUGACGUCGUCGUCUUCGUUGUUUCUGCCGCCAACCAUUUCACUCAGUCCGCAAAGGAAUUCAUAUGGGCAGCCGCUUCGGAGAAGGCAUACAUCUUCAUGGUCGUCAAUGGAUAUGAUAUGAUUCGAGAUAAAGAACGAUGCCAGAAAAUGAUCUUGGAUCAGGUGUAUGGUUUGAGCCAUCAGACCUUCAAGGAGUCCACCGAACUGGUGCAUUUCGUAUCCAGUAAUGCCGUGCCCAUGGCGCCAUCGCCUCCAGGUGGCCCGGGUGGGAGUGGCGGUGGUAGCUCCAGCGGUGGGGGUGGAGGUGACGACCCGAGUGAUGAUCCCAAGGGCAAAGGAAAAGAAAAGGAGAAGGUUCAAGAUUUCGAAAAGUUGGAGCAGUCUUUGAGGCGUUUCGUACUGGAAAAGCGAGCUCGAUCGAAACUCGCCCCAGCCAAGACGUACCUCACGAACAUUCUCAAUGAUGUCAACGUUCUUGCUACCGUCAACUCGGAAGUGGCACAGUCUGAGUUGGAUCGAGUGACGAGAGACCUGCAAGUGCUCGAACCACAGCUUGAGUCGUCCAAGAAAGCGAAGGCGGAAGUCAGCGACCAAAUCGACCAGACUAUCGAUGAGACAUGCAAGGAGAUAUAUGACCACACACGGACGACGUUGAAUUCUGCAAUCACUCAUGCCGGCGACAGCAACCUUGGUGUACCUUACCCAGGUCUAUUCAAUGCCUUCCAGUAUGCCGAGGAUCUGAAAGAGGCGAUGCUAUCCGAGAUCUCAUCUUCGGUCACCGCUUGCGAGGAAAAUGCUAGAGCGCGGACGGUCGGUGGUGUCAAUGCGAUAAAACAACUCGGCUUAUUGCAUCUUGGUAACGAAUACCAUGAUCUGAACUUCCGCUCCGAUGUAAUGUUCAAACGGCGGCGAGACUUACUAGCAAAGCAAAUCGACAUACCAACUGAGUUCUGGGAUUUUGUCGACUGGUCUACUGUAUUGCAACGUCAGGAGAAGGUUGCUGGUACAGGUAUGGCCUUGACUGUCGCUACGGCCGUCGGUGGGCGUCUGGUUGGUGGCAUGGGUUGGAUGGACCAUGCGUUGAGUGCUGUGAAGAUCGUUGGGAACGACAACCUACGGAGGAUGAUCAUUCCUGGUCUGGUUAUAGCAGUCGUUUCCGCUACUGCUUACGUCCUUCGACAAAUUCCUCAGUCGCUACCCCAUCGCUUGUCUACCAAGCUCUCUACACAGCUUGCUGCCAUUGACUACGUCCACUCAAACAGUACACGUAUUUCAAGCUCCGUCCGCAAGGUUCUUCGAUUCCCUGCCGACAACCUUCGAGUUGCCCUGACCCGGUCUGUUGAGCAACUUGGCGCUCGACGCGAAGAGACCGUGAAGGUCCGCAAAGAGAGCGAGGUGGCCCUCAAAUAUUUCAGCAACCUCGUCCGAAAUAGCGCCCACCAACGCGCUCUCGUUGAGGAGGUCGAUCUUGAGGCACAUCCUCAAGGUGCCCUCGGCAUCAGCACUUCCUCCUAA